AUGCCUAAGCAAGUAGAAGUGCGGAUGCAUGAAAGUCAUUUAAGUCCAGUGGAGCACAGAUCCAGGAACAUAUGUGUGCAGUUCUGCCAGUCGCUCCACAGGAAUCUGCUCCUGACUCUUACUGUAUUCGGUGUCAUCCUGGGUGCACUGUGUGGGGGUCUUCUUCGUCUAGCAACACCUAUUGACCCUGACAUCAUCAUGUUAAUAGCCUUCCCAGGAGAUAUACUUAUGAGGAUGCUAAAAAUGCUGAUCCUCCCUUUAAUUAUCUCCAGUUUAAUCACAGGACUGUCUGGUUUAGAUGCUAAAGCAAGUGGCCGAUUGGGUACAAGAGCCAUGGUCUACUACAUGUCCACCACUAUUAUUGCUGCUGUGCUGGGCGUGAUUUUGGUUUUAGCCAUCCAUCCAGGGAAUCCGAAACUCAAGAAACAGCUUGGUCAAGGGAAGAAGAAUGAUGAAGUAUCUAGUCUGGAUGCUUUCUUGGAUCUGAUCCGAAACCUGUUCCCUGAAAAUCUAGUCCAAGCAUGCUUUCAGCAGAUCCAAACUGUCACCAAGAAGGUGCUGGUGCCACCACCCAUUGAAGAACCACCUAAUGUCACUGACUCUGCUUUUGCUAUGAUGAAUGAGACAGUGCGCGAAGCACCACCAGAAGUCCAGCUGGUCAUUAAGAAGGGACUUGAAUUUAAGGACGGCAUGAAUGUCCUGGGUUUGAUAGGAUUCUUUAUUGCUUUUGGCAUUGCUAUGGGGAAGAUGGGAGAACAGGCCAAGAUGAUGGUGGAUUUCUUCAACAUCCUGAAUGAGAUUGUAAUGAAGUUAGUAACUAUGAUCAUGUGGUAUUCCCCUUUGGGCAUUGCUUGCCUCAUCUGUGGAAAAAUCAUUGCAAUCAAGGACUUGGAAGUAGUUGCUAGACAACUUGGCAUGUACAUGGUCACUGUGAUUGUGGGUCUUCUCAUCCAUGGAGGGAUCUUCCUGCCUCUGCUCUACUUUGUGAUAACAAGAAAAAGCCCAUUUUCAUUCCUUGCUGGGAUUUUCCAGGCAUGGAUUACAGCACUAGGCACAGCUUCCAGUGCUGGAACAUUACCUGUCACAUUCCGGUGUCUUGAAGAAAAUCUAGGCAUUGAUAAGCGUGUAACAAGGUUCGUUCUUCCUGUUGGAGCAACUAUUAACAUGGAUGGAACUGCCCUUUAUGAAGCUGUGGCUGCCAUCUUCAUAGCACAGAUGAAUGGAAUUGAGCUGGAUGGAGGCCAGAUAGUUACUGUGAGUUUGACCGCCACCCUUGCAAGUGUUGGAGCUGCCAGUAUUCCCAGCGCGGGACUUGUCACUAUGCUUCUGAUCCUUACUGCAGUGGGUCUCCCUACCCAGGACAUCAGUUUGCUUGUUGCUGUUGACUGGCUUUUGGACCGGAUGAGAACGUCAGUCAAUGUAGUGGGGGAUUCUUUUGGUGCUGGCAUUGUCUACCACCUUUCCAAGGCAGAACUUGACACCAUUGAUUCCCAUCAUAAAGGGCACGAAGACAUUGAAAUGACCAAGACUCAGUCAAUCUAUGACGACAUGAAAAAUCAUAGGGAAAACAACUCAAACCAAUGUGUUUUUGCAGCUCACAACUCAGUCAUAGUAGAUGAGUGCAAGGUACCUUUCACAUUUAUGGAUAUUGAGACAUGUAUAUAGCACUGCAUGCUUUAUUUUAUCUUUUUUUUUAACGUGCAUGUAUUUUUCAAAUUGUUCUGCAAAUAACAAUGUGACA
Molecule: messenger RNA, 1741 nt
Organism: Gymnogyps californianus (California condor)
Lineage: Eukaryota; Metazoa; Chordata; Aves; Accipitriformes; Cathartidae
Gene: SLC1A2
Product: solute carrier family 1 member 2
Exons: 9
Coding region: 1-1665 (554 amino acids)
Biological process (GO): L-glutamate transmembrane transport
Cellular component (GO): plasma membrane
Molecular function (GO): neutral L-amino acid transmembrane transporter activity; L-glutamate transmembrane transporter activity; glutamate:sodium symporter activity
Source: RefSeq, a predicted model, not a curated record